Molecule: messenger RNA, 3174 nt
Organism: Chilo suppressalis (striped riceborer)
Lineage: Eukaryota; Metazoa; Arthropoda; Insecta; Lepidoptera; Crambidae
Source: the annotation of a GenBank genome assembly
CGGUUCCGUACGCAGGCGGUCCGUGUACGCACGCGCGCAAAUCCUCGAAAAUGUAACAGGUACAGACGAAGUAUGGACUUUGCAGACGGAACGAAUCCAUUGCUCCCUCAGUCGCAAAAUGUCGGGAGGGCCGCGCAGGCGUGCUGGCUGAAUGCAAGCGAUACACAGCCUCUAUUAGCCAGAUAAAAAAAUAUAAUAAAAACAAAAAAGUACACAAAAAAAGUUUCGCUGACAUAACUUUUGUAAAAGGAAUUUCCUUCGAAUUCGUUCAGGAUUCACGAAUCUACGUUCCGUUCCGCUUAUGAUGUGCAAGUUGUUACAAUUACUAAGUGCCAUGUAGAUAUUGACUUUUCGUGUUUUGUUUUGUGAUAAUUUUGAUAAGGGUGAUGCCAAGUGGAUAUGGGUGUGAUAAUGAUAACUGUAUAUGGGAUUGGAUUGCUCAAUUCUGCGAGAUUUGUGAUAACAAAAUAUGGAUGCGGAUUCACGUCGGGUUCUCAAUAAGAAACAAAUAAACAGACGCAAAAACAGAUGGAAGUGCAUACACAUAGGCGUUGUAAAGUUAAAAAUUUAAAAGUACAAAGUUGUACGUGUCACCCGCGCCAUGUUCUAAAUUUAGUGUUGCCAUAUUUUAAAAUGCUGAAUGGCCAGUGAAACUAAAAAAGUUGUGCUAAAAAAACGGUGUAGAAGUGACGUUGUCAUAAUGGACGAUUAAGGACAGCGUCGGUGAUGGGGUGUGGCCAGAGCAAAAUAAACCUUUACCCGAGAAGAAAUAAAAAUGGCGGAAAAGGGAACAGUGCCAAAAAGUCAGGCGCAACGGACAAAGACACAGACGAGGAGGAGGGCACGGCCGGUGGCGCCGCCCCCACCGACGACCCCGAGGAUGACACAGACCAGAACAAACAUAUCCUGCCUCUAUCGGCUCAUCCACCUACCAUUGAAGUGUCUGCCAGUCAGCAGGACUUCUUUAAGAUGUUGGACGAAAAAAUUGAAAAGGGCAAAGAUUACGACUCAUCGAGCGAGACUGAAAUACGUAUAGAACAUGAACGUCGGAAGAUAUUAAUAGAUCAAUGGCGGUCAGCCUCUCAAUCAACACAAUCAUCACAAUCACAGCCCAGUCCUCCUACACCCGCUAGAAGAAGGGUGCCGCGACCAGUGCCACAACCCCCUGAAAGACAAAGCAGUCCUGGUUCAGGUAGAAGAUGUUACAGACAAUCGCAUGUCGCAGAAGGCCUGUCUCCACCGCCACCUAGAAGAUCUCACAGCGCUCAAUCCCACCAUCAACCCGAAUCACGGCAAGUCAAUGGCGACAACUGGCACGAUCCAAACAAGUCUCCAGUCAAGAGACCACAUAGUGCCGGAGCCAAUUGGAAAAACAAUCCCAAAGUAGCCCCUUAUAAUCAAAAACCAAAGAAGAACGAAGCCAAUGAAAGCCAAAGAGCAAACCAAAAAGACGUAGACGUGACCGGUUCUGGUCAAGAUAUUUCCCAAAUCACAUUUAACCCAACAUUCCAAACUCACAGUCCCGCCCACUCGGCGAAGUCACAACAGCAGCCUUAUAUAGCACAAAUUAUAAGUUACCCAAUGUCGCAACAAGUAACACCGCCGUCAACUCCAAAAUAUAUAGCACCACCAGAGGAGUACCAAGACCCACAAAACAACGUCACCGAUAAUAAAUACGUUAACAAUCAGAAACAAACGACGCCUGUUACUCAACCCAACUCACAGUCUCACAUAUACUAUAUCCACGGUAAUGCAACUACCACCCAGGUGAACCAAGAUCUAGCGCAACAAAGGCAGCAGACUGCUAUACACUUACAGCAGUACGUUGCAAUGAAGCAAGCUCAGCAACAGAUGUUUACAUACUUCCAAAGAAGCCCUCAUUCGGUGUAUCCCAAUGUCGAUUAUAGCCAAGUUCCAAACCCCCAUAGAAUUUAUGAAGGUGCUGAAGAAUUUGCGCCUCCUUACAGUCAUCCAGCAGUGAGAGCGCACAGUGCGCCGACACCAGUGGGCGUGGUCCGACCGAUGCCAAUGGCUCCGGGCUUUAAUACCAUGGCAGAUGGUUCGCACUUGAUUCAAAUGCCUAUGUGGUCGCAUAUGCCUCCUGUGGUAUCAACUAUGGGGCCUUGGGUGCCUGGGCAAGUUCCGCCCGAAAUGCAGUACUACCCUCAGUCACAAUUUGUGCCUAUGUACCGUCCGAACUCUGCGGGAUCCGCCGGGACUCUGACAAGGUACCAGAAAAAAGAUAACGAUAACGAGGUUAAGGGUAACGUGUGCCAAAGCAUAAACCUAGUCAGACAGAAGCAGGUUGGUCAAAUAGUUACAAUACCAGGUCAGGAGCUGACGAUUUGCAACAGCACGAGCGACAGCCCCAGUCCAGCUUCUGUCAGCACCGACAGCGGGGUUUCCCCGGGGAAUAGUGUUCCCAGUUCGAAAAAUUCAGUGUUCAGCACACCCACCAGCGGAGCUGACUCGUUCAGCAGCAAUCUAGACACUAAAAAUAAGAAAAACAAAUCGGUUCCAUUCGCCACUAGGUCACUCAAGAAUUCGAAAAGUCUCGACUCUUAGUAAAAAGUUUGUAAUUAUGUAGAUUUUCUAAGUGUACGUGUAGCGUCUAGUGACGGAACUAUGUAUAGUGAAAUUAGAUUCCAAAGUGCUUAUUAUCUUCGUCUUAAUGUGAUUGGAGCGAUAAUUUUUUUUAUUGAUUGGUGUUAAAAGAGCAGUGUAGUACGAAUACAAUACGAAUAAAAUAAUGCUGUCUAUACAUUACAAAUCACUGUAUUAUACCGAAUUUAACGACAGUUGAAAGUGUUGCGAUCUUUUAAUGUUUAAUUUGUCUUGAAAUGUUGUAAAAGUUAUAAAUAAUAUUUUAGUAUCAUUGUAAUAUUUAAUUUAGAAACGGGUAUUUUUUCGUAUAUUUUAUACUCCGGAAGUGGUUUUAAUCAAUUCUAUCUAAAUGAAUGUUUAGAUAAAGACUUAAUAAAUAAAAAAUAAUUGUACUUUCAAGUACUGAAGAUGCAUUUUAAAAUAUCCAAUAAUAAUUAUUAAUUACUGAACUCCUGCUGUUUUAUUUAAAUGAGAAGCUCUGUGAAUUGCCGUAGAUACUUACAUAAUAGGACCGCCAUAGUCGGUUCGGCAGUAUUUAUUGAACAACAAAGCCGACCCGUAGUAAUUACU